Hypoxylon fragiforme is the source of this 1220-nucleotide messenger RNA. Its product is annotated as acid phosphatase/Vanadium-dependent haloperoxidase. The annotation marks the transcript as partial. The record is from RefSeq and is a predicted model, not a curated record. Gene Ontology annotation, biological process: phospholipid metabolic process. Gene Ontology annotation, molecular function: phosphatidate phosphatase activity. NCBI's taxonomy places the organism in Eukaryota, Fungi, Ascomycota, Sordariomycetes, Xylariales, Hypoxylaceae. The transcript is spliced from 3 exons.
AACCAAUUCAAUGUUCCAACCAAAGCUGGCACGCGACAUCGACUUCGACCUCCUUACCCUCCUCCCCGAUACAUACACCUACCUACAUACGCUUCUCUAAUAUCAGUACACCAGAUACCUACCUAAUUCCUUGUCAAGUACUUUACGAGCUGCUGAAUCGAAAUACCUAGCACCAUUCUGCUUCGUCUAGAUUCAAUCGUCCCUGGGAAAUGCUGUGGGGUGGCUUCAAGGCUGUACGCAGACGGUGACUUGCAGUCAUCGCAACAAUGACACGAAGUGGUAUCUGGGGAUCGCUGGCAAGAUUUUGGACACAUUCCUAUGCUCCUGAUUACGUUGGGUUCGCCGGCCUCCUUACAGCCUACUUACUGAUCCAAUUUUUCGUUGAGCCCUUCCAUCGCAUGUUCUACAUUAACAACUUGAAUAUAUCUUUUCCCCACGCCGAGAUCGAACGAGUGCCAGUCUGGCUGAACUUUGUAUAUGCCUUAUUUGUUCCCCUUGGGCUUGUUCUACUAUAUAAUAGCUUUACCCGAGCAUCCUUCCAUAAACAUCAUAGCACUAUCCUCGGUCUUGCCAUCGCACUCAUACUUAGCUCAUUUCUUACCGAUAUCGUAAAGAAUACCGUUGGUCGUCCCAGGCCCGACCUGAUUGCCCGAUGUAAGCCACUUGCUGGCACCAAACUCAACACCCUCGUAACGAUCGAUGUGUGCACCGAGACAGAUCACCACACCCUACAUGAUGGCUGGCGAUCUUUCCCCUCGGGCCACUCCAGCUUUUCCUUCAGCGGCCUUGGAUACCUAGCUUGCUUCUUGGCUGGCCAGUUGAGGAUUUUUCGUGACAGGAAAGAUUUGGGUCGGUCAUUGGUUUGCCUUGCGCCGUUGGUCGGGGCUGCGAUGAUAGCCAUUAGCCGUUGCCAGGAUUAUCGUCAUGAUGUUUACGAUGUCUCCGUCGGGUCUGUUCUGGGAUUCACAGUUGGCAUUUUUAGUUAUCGCAGGUACUGGCCGCGCCUGGGUAGCCGCGACUGCGACGAACCAUACCCAACUCCUGGUACGCAAAUAGAAGAUAGUGAUGGGUGGAGAAGAGUUCGAGACGAAGAAGAAGGGCCUAUUAUUGGACGAAAUACUGGGUAUGGCAUGGCCAAUCUAAUUGGCGAGCAUAACUAACUGUGUUCACUCUAGGUAGAUGAAUCAAGUCCUGAAUAUGUAGUGGUCUAUACUACCUUG